AUGUCAGCUUUGAUAAUGAUUGGUGUUCAGGGGGAGGGGGGUGUGGAAGGGAUCUCUGGAGGCCGGUCAAUUGGCUUAUGCAUGUCAAUUACAACCUUCACCCUUUACCCAGCUGACCUUCAACAUUCACUACCAACCUGCCUAGUCAUGGGGUUGAACGAUGAAGUUGGUGUCAAAGAUUCUGGAUACCAACCCAUGAGGAUGAGGAAUCCGAGACAAGGAGGAUUUAAAGCCACCUAUUGCAUCUUUGUGAUGAUGGGGCUGGACAACAUAGGCUUUGUGGCUAACAUGGCAAGCUUGGUUUUAUAUUUCAUGUUCAUCCUGCACUUUGACCUCUCUGGUUCUGCAAACACAACCACAAACUAUUUGGGUACAGCAUUCUUGCUGACAAUCGUUGGAGGGUUCAUCUCUGAUAGCUAUAUGACUCGUCUCAAUACUUGUCUACUCUUUGGUGUGAUUCAACUACUGGGAUAUAUUUUGCUCAAAAUUCAAUCCCAUUAUCAUAAACUGCAACCUGAACCUUGUGGGAAGUCUACCUGCGUUCAUGGUACAAAAGCUUUUCUGUUUUAUGAUUCGAUAGGCUUGCUGGGACUUGGAGGAGGUGGAAUCAGAGGCGCUGUUCCAGCUUUAGGGGCUGAUCAGUUUGACGACAAGGAUCCUGAAGAACGCAAGCAUAUAGCCACCUUCUUCAAUUGGUUUCUGCUUAGCAUUACCAUUGGGGCUUCCAUUGGUGUAACAUUUGUGGUGUAUGUCAGCUCACAUGUUGGGUGGGACAAAGGUUUUAUCAUCUCCAUGUCGUGCGCAUUUGUUGGUCUUGUCUUUGUUGCAUUAGGAAAGCCAUUUUAUCGUGUUCGGGUGCCAGGAGAAAGUCCAUUGUUGAGAGUCUUACAGGUUUUGGUGGUGACAGUGAAGAACUGGAAGGUAGAUGUACCCAACUCGGAUGAACUCUAUGAGCUACGCGAUCACAAGUCUCUUUCAAAUGGAGAGCUCAUCCCUCACAGCAACCAAUUACUAGACAAGGUGGCUUUUCUGCCAAAAGGCAUGGAGGCAAGAAAAUGGAGGGUGUGCAGGGUAACACAAGUAGAAGAAGUGAAGAUUCUGGCAAGGAUGAUGCCCAUCCUACUAAGCACCAUCCUCAUGAACACAUGUUUAGCCCAGCUGCAGACCUUUUCUGUCCAACAAGGGACCAUCAUGAACACACGCAUUGGCCAAUUAAACGUCCCACCAGCCUCAAUUCCGGUGAUUCCUUUAGUGUUCAUGUCCCUUCUCAUACCGGUCUACGAAUUCGCCUUUGUGCCAAUCUUGCACAAAAUCACCGAUCACCCCAACGGCAUAACCCACUUGCAGAGAGUUGGGGUUGGACUUGUCCUCUCCGCACUCUCAAUGGGAAUAGCAGGCAUCAUAGAGGUGAAGAGGAAGCACGAAUUCAUCCACCACAAUUAUCGCAUCAGCCUCUUUUGGCUUGCUUUCCAUUAUGCCAUCUUCGGAAUUGCGGAUAUGUUUACACUCGUGGGGCUGCUGGUGUUUUUCUAUAAGGAGGCUCCUGCCGGCAUGAGAUCCCUUUCCACUUCCUUCUCCUGGCUCUCUUUGUCUAUCGGCUACUACUUGAGUUCUGUGUUCGUUGAGCUCAUAAACUUGGUCACUGGUAAGCUCAGUAAGAGCAAGACGGGGUGGCUGGAAGGGCGCGACAUGAAUACAAACCAUGUGGAGCGCUUCUACUGGUUCUUGGCAAUUCUCAGCGCUCUCAACUUCGCCAAUUAUGUGUUUUGGGCUAAAUGGUACAAGUAUAAAACAGAUGUUCCGAUUGCUGAAGAAAUGCUACUCAGAUCAAGCCAAGCAGGCGGCGUAGAUCAAUCAUUGUCUGCCAGUACUAUGAGCUUUAUAUCCAAAAACCAAGAACAAGAAGAUCAGAGGCAGAAUGGGGUUAAGUAAUCUUACAUGACAACUUAAUUACCUUGAUCACCAUUCUGAAAGUUGAGCAAGUAGUGUCCUCAUUAUAUAUUACAUAAUAUUUAUACAAACCUUCCUCCUCCUCUGCAAUCCAACAAAAAAGGGAGGAAAGUUUGCUUUUUUGAUAAUAUGUAUGCUCUAUAGCUGAAUAAAGUACUUUCAUAUGUAUAUUUGAAGUGUUA
Corylus avellana is the source of this 2132-nucleotide messenger RNA. NCBI's taxonomy places the organism in Eukaryota, Viridiplantae, Streptophyta, Magnoliopsida, Fagales, Betulaceae. The record is from RefSeq and is a predicted model, not a curated record.